UUCAACAGAAAUUUCCCAAAGUGGACAAAAAACAAAGUACAAAUAAAAAGCCUCAUCUCAGAGGUGAAGUGAAGUGAUCUGACUCCAGUGUCAGACAGAACGCUCACACACUCACUGCAUGAUUGGAAGAGAACACACACAGGGCGGGACUUCUGGGGAAAUAGAAACUCAACUGUUCUCAUGAUAACACAUUGUGUAUGUUUCCCAACCCCCACACAUACUCCCAUCACUCUAUAUGUUGUGUGCUCUAACCCUUUACCCAGCCUUAUCUACCUUUAACUGCGAGCCUCGACACGGUCCAUGGAGCACGAUGAAGCUGUGGAUGAUGCUUCUGCUUCUGCAGCUACACCUUGGUAAUGCUCCCUGGAUGAAAGAGGUGAGUGUGUCCCUCCCUGCUCCUUCCAAUGUCUCCAUCUCCUCUUUUAACAUGGAGCACAUUCUCAGCUUCCUGCCGGGCCCCGGGACCCCGUCAGAUGCCCGCUUCACUGUUCAGUUCCUCCGCCUCAGCAGGAAGAGCCAAUGGAAACCGCUCGCAGCGUGUGCAAAGCUGACGGCCGGACAGAAGUGUAACCUCACCCGAGCCUUCAAGGACCACUUUGAACAUUACCAAGCCCGAGUCCAGGCCUUCACACUCACCCAGACAUCCAACUGGACCGUGUUGGGGGGAUUCCAGCCUCUGACAGACACGGUGCUGGGACCUGUGGAUGUGUCCUUGUCCGGCUGCGGGAACUGUUUGCUUCUGCGGCUCAGAUUUCCUACAGCAAUGGAGGUCGGUCUAAUAUAUAGACAAAUGGUCCUCAAAAUGCGAAGGACCAGGGAUGAUGUACAGUUCAGUCUGAGCCUGCCUUACAAAGAAGAGACAGUGAUCCCAUACCUGCAGCCAGGUGUGGAGUAUUGUGUGACCGUCUCCAUCUCGUCCCUCUUCACCAUUAAAACUGUCUUCAGUGGUCCUCACUGUGCCUUCACCAGCUCUCCGCCCUCCAGGAGCUCACAUGUUCUGAUGCUCGGCCUGCUGGCUGCAGUCUGUGCUCUGGGGCUGCUCCUCAUGGUACUGCACUUCUACGGACUACAGAGAUUGGAAGUACUGAGAAAAUGCCUAUCUACAACUGUGUCAUACAUCCUCCUGCAAUGCCAGCGUGGUAGGGGUGCGCCCAUUGAACUGUCAGGUCAGAUGUCAGCUGUGCAGCGCCUUAAAGAAGGCUCUGCUGACUGCCUUCUGACUGCACACAGGCCACUGCGGAGUGCCUCUGAGGGGGGAGAGGAAAUCCAUUGAGAGGGCAGUGAAAUCUAAUGUGUUAAGGUAACAUGGGAGGGACAGGACGUAAAGCUUGUCUGGGUGGAUGGGAUUUGGUUAAAUGGUUUUGAGAAAGAAAAAGUCUAAUCCUACUAUCACAGUGAGAUAUUUUUGUAAAUUGUUAAAAUCCUGUUUCCAUGCCAAUAUUUCUAAUAUUCCUCUGAUUUGAGGUGAAUGGCGUUAUGUAGCUGGUGUAGCCAAGAGAAUAACUAGCUCGUAUAAGGACGAUCAUGUUGCAAGGAAUUCUACCUGUGAUCCAGUUGUGUAAAAAAGCGCAUAAGAGAUCAACAUAGUUUAUUUUUGCUUUACUUUGAGUAUUAAUACGUAUUCACUCUAAAGUAGUAUUUUUGCAUAAUCCUGCUGUCCUCCUUCUUAUAUUUUUCUCAAAAGCAGAUUUGUGUCAACCAUUACUGUGAUUACAAUAAAGAAAUGAUGAUUGUCUACUGGA
This is a messenger RNA of Eleginops maclovinus (Patagonian blennie), 1742 nucleotides long. Its product is annotated as interferon alpha/beta receptor 2-like. Gene Ontology annotation, biological process: cytokine-mediated signaling pathway. The transcript has 7 exons. The record is from RefSeq and is a predicted model, not a curated record. Lineage: Eukaryota; Metazoa; Chordata; Actinopteri; Perciformes; Eleginopidae. The coding region runs from base 236 to 1273 and encodes 345 amino acids. Gene Ontology annotation, cellular component: plasma membrane. Gene Ontology annotation, molecular function: protein binding; cytokine receptor activity.